Closterium sp. Yama58-4 is the source of this 1007-nucleotide messenger RNA. NCBI's taxonomy places the organism in Eukaryota, Viridiplantae, Streptophyta, Zygnematophyceae, Desmidiales, Closteriaceae. The record is from the annotation of a GenBank genome assembly.
AUGACUUCGUUUGUCCUCGGAGUUUUCGCGGUUCUCGCGACCCUCGUUCCACUGACUGCUGCUCGCUCGAUCGCUCUAACAGACUGGCAAGCGCUGCUGCGGCUGCGAGAGGAUCUGAAUUUCACCAACCCGCAGCGCAGCCCCAAGGUGUACUGGCGGUCAAGGGAUAACUGCAACGUGGUCUUUGGCGUCUCGUGCAAUGACCAGGGCCGCGUCGUUACCCUGUCAUUGUGGGGAGUCACAGGGCCCCUGCCAGACUCGAUUGCCAACCUCACUGCACUCACAUCGCUAUGGGUGGGCAACAACGUUACCAGCAUUCCAGCCUCCAUUUCCCUGCUCAACUCAACGCUCGCUGCACUCUUCCUGGGCGGCAACGCUAUCAGUGGGAGCUUCCCUGCUGCCAUCACCAGGCUCACUGUGCUGCAGGAACUGAGUCUGGCCGACAAUGACCUGUCAGGCCCUCUGCCCCCAGGGAUCGGCAAGCUGCCCGGGCUGCAAAUGCUGCGCUUGGAUGGGAACCGUCUAUCAGGCCCCAUCCCCUCCCACAUCGCCUCGCUCUCUGCCCUCUCCUACCUCUCUUUCGCCUCUAACGAGCUCACAGGGGCCAUCCCCCCUCAGAUAUCCGCGUUACAAGCCCUGCAGUACAUUGAUCUACGCAACAAUUUUCUGUCAGGAGUGAUUCCCCCGCAGAUUGGCAACAAUUACAACCUCAACUGGCUGUACCUGAGCAACAACCGACUGUCUGGAUCCAUCCCUGCUUCCAUAGGCCGUCUCGAUCGCCUGCGAUACCUGUUCCUUGACGUGAACGUGCUCAGUGGGUCCCUUCCUGACUCUAUCACUGCGCUUACUGCACUCGUCUACCUCAUCGCUAGUCACAACCUUCUCUCUGGCCCCCUUCCCACCAACAUCGGCCAGCUUCCCAAACUUGCCUUCCUGUCUAUCAGCAACAACUCCCUGUCAGGCCCCCUCCCGCCGUCCAUGAGCCAGCUCGAUCACCUGCAGAUCCU